This is a messenger RNA of Dufourea novaeangliae, 2626 nucleotides long. It is a transcript of the gene TM9SF2, whose product is annotated as transmembrane 9 superfamily member 2. Bases 1 to 1977 code for a protein of 658 amino acids. Gene Ontology annotation, biological process: protein localization to membrane. The transcript is spliced from 15 exons. NCBI's taxonomy places the organism in Eukaryota, Metazoa, Arthropoda, Insecta, Hymenoptera, Halictidae. The record is from RefSeq and is a predicted model, not a curated record. Gene Ontology annotation, cellular component: membrane.
AUGGCGAGAAUAACUUUGGUGUGGUUAUUGCCCAUGUUGUGCACGAUUCAGUGUAGCUGGGCCUUUUAUUUGCCGGGUCUAGCACCCGUCAAUUAUUGUAAGGCUGAAGAUGCUUCAGAAACGUGUAAAUCUGAAGUUAAGCUGUAUGUGAAUCGUUUAAAUACAGAGAAAUAUGUGAUUCCAUAUGAAUAUCAUCACUUUGACUUCUGUCUUUCUGAUGAAAGUCAGAGUCCUGUUGAGAAUUUAGGACAGGUAGUUUUUGGUGAACGUAUAAGGCCUUCCCCUUACAAGAUAAACUUCUUAGAAGAUAUAAAAUGUAAGGUUGCCUGUGAAAAAGUAUACAAAGGUGGAGACUUAGAAAAAGAAAAAAAAUUAGAAUUUUUAAAGAAAGGAAUGGCACUUAACUAUCAACAUCACUGGAUAGUUGACAACAUGCCAGUCACCUGGUGUUAUCAAUUAGAAGACGAACGACAAUAUUGCAGCACUGGAUUUCCUAUGGGCUGCUUUUCUCGAGAGCCAAGAACUCAGCAAGAUACCUGCAGUAUAAAUGGCGCGUAUAACAAACCGAAUACCUACUACCUCUUUAAUCAUGUAGACCUUACAGUUACAUACCAUAGUGGUGCUGAAGAAGAAUGGGGAUCUGCAUUCAAAGAGAACGGUGGACGGAUAAUUUCUGUUAAAGUGGUACCUAAGAGUAUCAGACACAACAAUGGCGUUAACUGCGAAAGCAAACUGCCCUUAGAAAUACCAUAUGCACCACUUCCAGCUGGCCAAAAAUUAACUGUCACGUAUACGUAUUCCAUAACGUUUACCGAAAACAGAACGAUCAAAUGGUCAUCCAGAUGGGACUAUAUUUUAGAAUCUAUGCCACACACAAAUAUCCAGUGGUUCAGUAUUCUUAAUUCAUUGAUAAUUGUUCUUUUCCUUUCUGGUAUGGUGGCUAUGAUAAUGCUUCGAACGCUGCACAAAGAUAUCGCACGAUAUAAUCAGAUAGAAUCAGGAGAAGACGCACAGGAAGAGUUUGGCUGGAAAUUGGUCCACGGUGAUGUAUUUCGACCUCCUCGUAAGGGAAUGCUGCUCUCUGUUUUGCUUGGGUCUGGUGUACAAGUAUUCUACAUGACUCUCGUAACGCUUGCAUUUGCUUGCUUGGGAUUCCUAUCACCGGCUAACAGAGGCGCAUUAAUGACUUGCGCCAUGGUCUUGUACGUUUGUCUUGGGACUACUGCCGGCUAUGUAUCCGCUAGAAUAUAUAAAAGUUUCGGCGGCGAGAAAUGGAAGUCGAAUGUACUGCUUACAUCCAUGUUGAGUCCUGGAAUCGUGUUCAGCUUAUUCUUUAUAAUGAACUUGAUUUUCUGGGCAAAUGGAAGUUCAGCCACGGUACCUUUUAGUACUCUUAUCGCACUUCUGGCUCUUUGGUUCGGAGUAUCGCUCCCAUUAACAUUCAUCGGCGCUUAUUUCGGAUUUAGGAAAAGGUCUUUGGAACAUCCCGUAAGAACUAAUCAGAUUCCUCGGCAAAUACCGGAACAAAAUUUUUAUACGCAACCAAUACCCGGUGUGAUAAUGGGUGGAGUUCUGCCAUUUGGAUGUAUAUUUAUACAAUUAUUCUUUAUACUCAAUUCUUUGUGGUCGAGCCAAGUAUACUACAUGUUUGGAUUCCUUUUCUUGGUAUUUCUUAUUCUCGUUAUCACAUGUUCAGAAACGACGAUAUUACUUUGUUAUUUCCACCUUUGCGCGGAGGAUUACCAUUGGUGGUGGCGCAGUUUUCUAACAUCCGGUUUCACUGCUUUUUAUUUAUUAGUUUACUGUAUACACUUUUUCAUGACCAAGUUGGAUAUAGAAGAUGCUACGUCUACGUUCCUCUAUUUUGGCUAUACUUGCAUUAUGGUUUACUUAUUCUUCCUUCUGACAGGUUCGAUUGGUUUCUUUGCCUGCUUUUGGUUCGUGCGCAAAAUUUACAGCGUCGUCAAGGUCGAUUAAUAUAUCGGCAAAUGGUACGCAUUCAAAUAAAGUGAAUGUGGUGUGAGUAAAUAAUAACAAAGAUGAGUGACAGCCAUACGAGCAUUUUGCUCUUUUUAUGCACGAGUGUUUUAUCUCGGAGAAAAAAAGAGGCCAAUAAUUGUGUCCUUAUCUUUAUGGAAGCUUGACAGUACGAUUCUGGUUUCCAUUACUAUUUACUAUUCUUUACAGAUUCCUAUAAGGUAAUUAAAAAACGACGAUUUACAGGCUGGCACUAAUUUCUCUAGAUUCUAAAAGCCUGUUUGACAAUACGGCGCGACGAAUGAUUUAACUUUUUCUCCUUCGAAACACGUGCAUAAAAGGGGUCGUGAAUCAGGUCAUUAAUCAUUUGCUUUGUUACCUGAUAAUAUACAAAAGUUUGUAACCGAAUGACAUACAAAUUUAUCGAUACAGUCACUGUUGAAAUAUUCUUUAGUAUGAGUCAUUUUGAUAAUGUGGCGAACGUAUUGAGGCUACAAGAAUACGUUUUAUAAGUGUUACAAACGGAUUGAAGGCCCGGAAAACAGAAUCGACGGUGCGCUCGAAGACGCUGAAAAGAAUUGUCCAAAGCACAGAAAAAUCAGUAUUUUUAACUUAAAAGAAAAAAAUAACUAGCAUAUGUAUUUCAUCG